Messenger RNA from Paraglomus brasilianum, 1521 nucleotides. NCBI's taxonomy places the organism in Eukaryota, Fungi, Glomeromycota, Glomeromycetes, Paraglomerales, Paraglomeraceae. The record is from the annotation of a GenBank genome assembly.
AUGGAUUAUAAACCACGUGUUGCAAUUAUUGGUGCUGGUGUUACUGGUUUAAUUGCCAUUAAGCAAUGUUUGGUCGCUGAAUUGGAACCUAUCUGCUUCGAACAGACCGACCAUACUGGUGGAUUAUGGAGAUAUACUGAAGUUACCGAGGAAAAUCAAAACCCUCAUUCUUCUGUAUAUCGUAGUACCAUCAUCAACACAUGUAAAGAACAUAUGACAUUGUCUGAUUUCCCAAUUCCGGAAGAUUGGCCGACGUUUCUUCCGCACUAUAAAGUGGCAGAAUACUACGACUUGUAUGCGGAUAAAUUCAACCUAUGGCCGCAUGUCCGAUUUAACACAACAAUAUUGAAUGCGUCUAUGAUCCCAGAGACAAAGAAAUGGAAAAUUGCAUCGAUUAAAAAGGGUGGAGAAAAGGAAGAAGAAGAAUUUGAUUAUGUUAUGGUAUGUACUGGACAUCAUAGCGUUCCCCGAUUGCCAAAUUACCAGGGGAUGAAGACAUUCCCUGGUAAGCAGAUACAUUCUCACUUUUACAAAGAACCAUUUGCAUACGCUGGCAAACGCGUUGUGGUUGUUGGAGUUGGUAACAGUGGCAUGGACAUAUCUGUAGAGUUAUCUCACUAUGCAUCACAAGUCUACCUAGUAUCCCGUAGAGGCAGACUUCCCUGGAUCCUGCCCCGCCGAGGUCCCUUCGGACGACCAUUUGAUCACUCAAACUCGCGCUUCGCCGGCUUGCUUCCUGGCUUUAUCAGGAACUAUAUUGUCCGCCUAUUCAUCUCGCUUACCACCGGCCUACCUCCCAAGCACCUCCAACCGUUGUAUCCAUUUUCCGCUGCUCAUCCAUCAGUAAAGCCAGAUUUUCUUGAUCGGCUUUCAACCGGAACGAUUGUGGUGAAACCCGAUAUUUUGUCAUUGACGACUGAUGGAUCCGUGUCUUUUGUUGAUAACACAAUUGUCGAUAAUAUUGAUGUUAUUUUUUACUGUACUGGAUACAACAAUGAAGUACGCUUUAUGGAUACGGAAAUCAUCAAUGGUGGAGAUAUUGUCAGAAAGAAUUUUGACGAAGGAGAAUAUAGGGAGAAUAUUACUUGGUUAUAUAAAUUUAUGUUCCCUCCAAGAUGGAGUAAUAUUGCAUUUUUGGGAUUCGUCCAGCAGAUUGGGGCGAUCAUGCCUUUGUGUGAACUCCAAGCCCGUUAUGUGACAGCGUUGAUUAAAGGCAAGAUUUCGCCUCUGCCCUCCUCCGAGGAAAUGGACAAACGCAUUAUGGCCUACCAUAAUCGAAAUCGUAAGAAGUUCUAUGAAGCGGCCAGACACACUAUGGAGAUUGAAAUGAUGCCGUAUUGCGAUACAAUUGCAAAGGAUAUUGGAUGUUAUCCAACAUUGACGAAAGUACUGUGGAAAUAUGGAUUUGGGAUUUGGAGGAGGGUGUUAUUUGGCGUUCCUACACCUAUGCAAUUUCGAUUGUUGGGACCUGACAGAUGGCCCGAUGCUGCCAAAUGGAUUCGUAUAUAUAACAAAAGCUGA